GCCCGGCUCCCGCCCCAGAACUACAGCCCCCGGCUCGCCGCGCGUCGCGGAGGGGCUGCCCGUCCGCCCACUGGCGCAAACGACAAGCCCCACAAUGCGCCGGGCCGUGGGGCGCGGGCGGCCCCGCCACCCCCCGCAGCUCCGCAGGGGCUGGGAGCGGGGCGAGGUUUCGGGCUGGCGGCGCGGUUUGGCGGCCGCGCCGGCCUCUGGCCCCAACCUCAGGCGGCGCCGGCGGGUAGGGGGAGCCUAUAGCCAUUACAUUGCUGGCCUGUGUCUUGAAGCACCUGCUUUUUUUCUUUUUCCUACUCUGCCACAGACUUCUUCAGUGAAGUUGGGAUAAAUGGGUGUAUAUGACUUUUCCCCUGAUCUAAAGUGGUUCCAUGUCUUGUUUGGACUGUUCUUGUAUUCUACGUACACCAGUUGAAUCCAUCAGGCCAGAAGAGUUUUCUCAGAGCAGUAUCCAUGAAUGGAUGGCUGAUUCUGAUCUAGCCUGGGUUCCCCCAUCUUCAGGAAGGAAUGAAAUGGUAUUUUGCACUUCUAAUGUUUCUCACUAUGAACUCCAGCUGGAAAUAGGAAGGAGGUUCAACAACUUAACAUCAGUCUACCUUGCACGGCAUACGCCUACAGGCAUGCAAGUUGCUGUAAGGAUCACAGACCUAGAAAAUUGCUCUGAAGAGCAUCUGAAAGCCCUUCAGAAUGAAGUGGUUUUAUCCCACUUUUUCCAGCAUCCCAACAUAAUGACGCUUUGGACAGUGUUUACAGCUGGUAGUUGGCUUUGGGUCAUCUCCCCGUUCAUGGCCUAUGGUUCAGCUAGACACCUGCUGAAGACUUACUUUCCUGAAGGAAUGAGCGAAGCUUUGAUUGGGAACAUUCUGUUUGGUGCAAUCAGAGGAUUAAAUUACAUGCACCAGAAUGGCUACAUUCACAGGAAUAUUAAAGCUAGCCACAUUCUGAUUUCAGGGGAUGGACUGGUUUCUCUCUCUGGCUUAAACAACCUCUACAGUUUAGUUAACAAUGGACGAAAGUCAAAGGUGGUAUAUGAUUUCCCCCAGUUCAGUACAUCUGUUCUUCCUUGGCUGAGUCCUGAACUACUGAGACAGGAUUUGUCUGGGUAUAACAUGAAGUCUGACAUUUACAGUGUGGGAAUUACAGCAUGUGAACUAGCCAAUGGAUAUGUUCCAUUUCAAGAUAUGCCUCGCACUCAGAUGCUGCUGCAAAAGCUGAAAGGUCGCACAUAUUGUCCUUGGGAUACAAAUACCUUUCCCCGUGGGGAAUCCAAGAUGAAGAAUUCCCAAUCAGGUGUUGAUUCUGGAAUUGGUGAGAGUAUGACACGCACAAUGACCAGUGAAAGACUACAAGUUCCCUUUUCCAAAACUUUUUCACCUGCUUUCCACAACUUGGUAGAACUCUGCUUGCAACAGGAUCCUGAGAAAAGGCCAUCAGCACGCAGUUUGCUUUCACAUACAUUCUUCAAACAGAUAAAAGAACAAACACAGAAUUCACUACUGUCUCUGUUACCACCUCCAAUGCAAAAUAACAGAUCGGAGUUCUUGACACUGCCCUCAACAGCAGUUGGGACUGAACUUGGACAUGUUACUGCAAAUCGAGAUGAUACAGACUGGGACUUCUAAAUCAAUACCAAACAUGCAUACCUCUCCUGUGCUUCAAAGAAGGAAAAUGUGAUGUGUAUUUGCUGCUUUAGUUUGUAUGGUUAAAUACAAUUUGACAAGGUAUACUUGAAAAUGCCGUUGAAGUGUCCAUAUUUCAUUAACCACUUCCUUUGUUGGCAUCAUGAAGUGCAGUGUGCCUCAAUUUCUGACCAGAACGAAAAUUGUUUAUAGAGAAUGGCUGAAUGCUUAUCUCUGCUUUCAAAAUAUUUCUUAACGAGAGAAUUGCUGCUGUAAUCUUACUCUGUACUGUAUUUUCAGCUCAUAUUGCUGCAGUCCAUGUGCCUUUCUGCAGUCAGGCUUGGGUUUUGUCUGUGACUUUAAUUAAACAAUCCAUUUGUCUUUUCAUUAUCACUCAAAUUAUUUUAAUAAGGAGAAAUCCUCCACUUCCAAGUCUAAAUUUGAAACUGCACAAAUUACUUGCUUGUGUAAUAUAUGUUUCUCUUUUUAGACAUCGAAAAGGCCUUUUUCCCCCCUCCACAUGCUGUCAUACUUGACAAAAGAUUGUUGUGCAUAGUUUUUCAUGCAGUUUUAAUACUGUGUGUUUCCCAAAGAAGUUAAACUACUUGAAAAUGUGACUCAUGCUCUUGUAUUUGUCUACAUUCUAGGUACAAAUUUAUGCUUUUGCAUCUCUGUUUAUUUUUAUGUCAUUUUAGCAAUUAAUCAGAGGACCUCUUACUAUGCAAAGUAAGCCUCAAGUUAUAACAGGUAUGGGUUAAUUUUGAAGAAUCAUAUUAAAUAAUCUAAAGUUACUGUACAUAUUUUUGUUUAUAUUGUAUUCCUGUUCACCACCAGAACUUGCCAGAACCUUAUACUGUUCUCUUAAAAGAACAGGUGCUGUGCACUAAAGCUAACUGGCACUGCUGCUGGCAAACAAGCCACUUCUGCAAAGCACAGUUAAAUUCCCAUCGAUAGAUUCAGUUGUAACAAAAACACAGUAAGCCCCACAGGGCCUUACUGCCUUUCUUCUCCAUACAAUUCAGUAAUUUCUCAUCUCCAGUACCAGGCAACUCAAGUUGGACACACCCACUUCUUUUUUUAAAAAAGCUCUGUGUUCUCAUGUUUUAGCAAAAGUUGUGUUCCAAAGCCACUAGAACUUUACUGAUGUAAGUUCUGACUGUAGUAAAAAUUUAUAUAUCAAGUGGAUAUACUGUAAAUUUUCCAUGUAAACAACAUUCCACAUUAAGUCUACAAGUCUUCCAUAGCUCAGCCAUCUGCAACUGACCUUGGGAAUACUAUUGUUGUGUCAGUGGCUCUCCCACAAAGCCUUCAAGACCAAAUGGCUAAAGCGCAAGCCUGACAUACACAUAAAAUUCUAAAUGGCCACAUUAAAAUAUUAACAAAAAAAGUUGAUUCUAUUCAUGCUGUGAAAAGAGCUAUGUGUUUCAAAACCUAAUACGUGAAAUUUAACAUUAAAAACUUUUGAUAAACUUA
Messenger RNA from Colius striatus (speckled mousebird), 3101 nucleotides. It is a transcript of the gene STRADB, whose product is annotated as STE20 related adaptor beta. Gene Ontology annotation, biological process: protein phosphorylation. Bases 381 to 1631 code for a protein of 416 amino acids. Gene Ontology annotation, molecular function: ATP binding; protein serine/threonine kinase activator activity; protein kinase activity. Lineage: Eukaryota; Metazoa; Chordata; Aves; Coliiformes; Coliidae. The record is from RefSeq and is a predicted model, not a curated record. The transcript has 13 exons.